Messenger RNA from Cyprinodon variegatus (sheepshead minnow), 4892 nucleotides. RefSeq names its product chromosome unknown open reading frame, human C3orf58 (gene dipk2ab). The coding region runs from base 762 to 2066 and encodes 434 amino acids. The transcript has 5 exons. NCBI's taxonomy places the organism in Eukaryota, Metazoa, Chordata, Actinopteri, Cyprinodontiformes, Cyprinodontidae. The record is from RefSeq and is a predicted model, not a curated record.
CCAUUGUGGUGUGUUGAGGGGGAGUGAGCAGCUAUCUGAGAGAAGGGGGGAAAAAAGAAGCGAACUGUGGGACCAUAGAGCGGACUAUUGAUAAGCAGGCAGAAAUGGGCGUACAUAUACGACACGUCCGCUUCCGUCCCCUGUGAAGAGAGAGACCUUUCGGUCCAGUCGGGGGGGCGAAAAAAAGCUCCGGAAAAUGAAGAGUUAAGAGCCCCCACAAAGCCAAGUGUUUAUGCCAGCAGCAGCUAGCAGGCUAGCUCUUCGGCUAGAUGUGUGUAACGGAGCUGGAAACUGGAAGUCCGUGUGGAGUCGUCGAGCUCAGGAGAAGCGGCUUUUCGGUGAAGAGAUAAAGACUGGCUGAGAUUAUUAUUAUUUUGUUUAAUUUAAAGCACCUUUCUCUCGGCUCGAAAGUAGGCGCAACUUUAAACGACAUGAUACCAGCUGAGCUCUGACCAUUGAACUAACUACUUCUCCAUCAGGAACCACUUCAAAGUGUGAUUAAAAGGAAGUGGGGCAGCUCUGAUCAAAGAACUGCUGGCUCAAGUGGGCUCUCAAACUCCAGGAAGAGAGAAGAUGACUCCCUCACCGCAGCCAGAGACCGGCAGUGGGCAGCUAUGUCAACCUUGUCCCCUCCUGCAGCUCUACAACUUUCCUCUUUGCACCAUGAAACCCAUUCAUUAAGGGUUAUUCCCUGACAUUUAAUCUGGUACCCUUCCUAUUCCCCAUCCCUUAGUACCCCACCUUCCCUUCCCAUUCCCAACAUGCUGCGGUUUCUGCCUCUCAAACUGGGCCGACUGUACCGCUGUUUGAAGCUGCUGUUAGUGCUGGGCUUGUCUGUUAUCUUGCUGAUGAACACCCACAACCUGUUUGCCUCCUUCCAAAAGAAUGAGCUGACUGACAGACGGUUCAUUAACCUUAACAAGUGUCCUGCCUGCUUUGGCACCAGCUGGUGCCGCAAGUUCAUGAACGGUCAGGUUUCCUUUGAGACCUGGGGUCGUCUGAGGUUUCUUGACGUCUUCAACGUUAAGAACGUUUUCUUUGCGCAGUACGGAGAGCCCAGGGAGGGCACGCGACGUGUGGUGCUCAAGCGGCUCGGCUCCAACCAGGAGCUGGCCGAAAUUGACCAGAAAAUCUGCAAGAGAGCCACAGGCAGACCUCGUUGUGACCUCAUCCAGGCCAUGUACAAGACAGAGUUUGCCCGGAUCAACGGAGACGUUCGUUUGCUCACUCCAGGUGUGGUGGAGGGCUGGUCGGACCUGGUGCACUGCCCUUCACAGAGAUUGCUGGACCGUGUGGUGCGAAGAUAUGCUGAAACUAAAGACUCAGGCAGCUUCCUUCUAAAGAACUUGAAGGACACAGAGAGAAUGCAGCUGUUGAUGACUUUGGCAUUCAACCCAGAACCUCUUGUACUGCAGAGCUUUCCAUCGGAUGAAGGGUGGCCGUUCGCCAAGUACCUGGGAGCGUGUGGGCGCAUGGUAGCUGUCAACUACGUGGGCGAGGAGCUGUGGAGCUUCUACAAUGCACCAUGGGAGAAGAGGGUUGACCUGGCGCGGCAGCUGAUGGACAUUGCAGAGCAGCUCACCAACAAUGACUUUGACUUUGCCCUCUACCUGCUGGAUGUCAGCUUUGAUAACUUUGCAGUCGGCCCCCGGGACGGAAAAGUCAUCAUUGUUGACGCCGAAAAUGUCCUGGUUGCAGACAAAAGACAGAUAAAGCAAGACAAGCCGGAGAACUACGACGUGUGGUAUGAGAGCCGCUUCGAGGAGUGCGACAGGGAGGCCUGCCUUUCUUUCUCCAAGGAGGCCCUCUGUUCCCGGGUCACUGUGGACCACAACUACUAUGCCGUGUGUCAGAACCUGCUGUCGCAGUACGCCACGUGGCGGGGAACCACCGGAGGCCUCCUUCACAACCCGCCUGCUCACAUAGCCAAAGAUGGACAACUCGAGGCUUUGUUGGACGAGUGCACCAAACCCAAAAAGCGAUACGGCCGCUUCCAGGCGGCAAAGGAAUUGCGCGAAUACCUCACACGGUUAGCUGCUGCCUCCUCCUCUGCCAUGGCAAGGUAAUGCAUGGGGUCGGCGUUGGCCUGAUGAUUUGAGACAUAAUUUUGUACUCUCUAUCUGGACUCUUGACCUGUUGUUCCUUGUUCAUGAUGUCAUUUGCUCCUUUGCGCUUUGGAGCAGGAAGAAAGUGUUGAAAUCAAACCCUGUUAAAGCCCCAGCUUUUACCUUGACUUUUCUCCUUUGUAUGAAAGGAGUGUGGCGCUGCAAAAAAAAAGAAAAAAAAAAAGUCCUGCCUGAGCCAGGACAGCGAGGUUACAAGGUUGACCUCUCGGGCUCUCAGGGUGGGCUACCACCUCCGGAGCGGAGAUAAGGAAGGGCUCCGGUAAACACAUCUGUCAUUGGAGCCAGGCUAACGGCAGCAGUCGCAUCACACAGCCCAGAUGAUCAUUUUCCUCUUUAUUGCCUCAGUUUCUUCGCUUUAUGCCGUUAGAAAUGUUAACAUCUGUUUCAGUUAUAGUACUGAGUUUUAUUUAAUUUCUGGAAGGGUUGAUCUGCUUUGGACUGAAUUGUAGUCAUUUGAGCCAUGUUUAUGUUUUGCUGUGUUUCUGGCUCUUAAUUUUCUGUAGCAUUGCUGCCUGAAAGGUGGAAGUAGCAUCACCUGCUGCGGGGUAGCAGGCAAGGCCAAGGGAGAGAAUAAGCAGGUUGGAAGUUUAUGGAUAUCAGAGGAAUUAGAAUAACUUGACAGCUACUCAUUUCAUGUAGAAAUGCAUCUCGAUAAUCAUUAAAAAUCAUCAAAAAGGGUUGUUUUUUUUUUCUGUUAUACAGUUCAAAAAAACAUGCACAUAUUUGGUAUUGUAACUUUAGAUUUGAUUUUAAUUUUUAUAGAAUAUGAAAUUAGACUAACAAAAGGAUAUAAAACAAAAUCUGGCCAUAAAUGUAUCUGUAUAUGAUGUAUACUUCUGCAUUCAGUACUUAAAUAAACAACUAAAUAUGAAUUGCUACAUCAACUCUGUGCGUCAUGGAGAUGAUCCGCUAGAAGUCUGAUUGCUUUAUGAAACCCUUCAGCUUAUCAGCUUUCUGACUCUCCUGUGCAAAAUAUUCUUCCAUCCAAAGCUGAGAUCACAACACAAAACCCAGUCCCUUUUUCCUUUAGUAAGUAGCUAAAUACAGGGAAUUAUUAAAUCCCUUACCCAGGACACGUAUGUGCGUGUCUUUUCUAAAAGAAGCGUUUCCAGCUGUUGUCUGUCUGUAAAAUUCCCUAAAACUCUUGACGGCCCUUUUUCCAUCCAAUAAACUUUCCAUUGUGUUUGGUUACAGAACUUUGGAAAUAGGCUUUUGCAAUUACCUUUGUAGCUCACCCUAUGAAUUAGUUAGCUAUUAUGCUUCUGUAUUUUCGUCUAAAUUUGGCAGAAAUUUCGUACUUGCUCAAUGAAUUAACCACUUUUUCCUCCCCCCUCUUAGAUCUCAUCUUUCUCAUAAGCUCUAAGCUAUAAUUGUCUAAAUUUAUGAAAACAAAAGCUCUAAAUCUGUAAUUUUGCUAUGAAUCCUUGUUUUGAACAGUAUUACUGAAAAAAAAAUAACUUUCUGAUGAUGUAAAACUUAUUGAGAUGCAAACUUUUAUGUUUUCCAAUCACUGUUUUCAGGUUUCAGAAAUGUGGCAAUCAUUUUUCUUUCUUUUUUCUUGUGUGUGGAUCUUUUUUUCUUUUCUUUUUUUAUAGGAAUCAGAAAGGGUGAGACAGCUGCUCAUAGAAAACUGCGAUAAUUGGACUGCUGAAGUCCCUUAAUGCAGAUGUGAGACCAAAGAGGCUAUUUGUAAUAAGAGACCACUGUUUUUCAUUCGGUUGGUCUGCACUCUGAAGAACAGACUGAAUAUAGAUAUUUUUUGUUCCACUAAAAAUCAUCCGCCAGGACUGUUUUGAAUGAUUCCCUUUACUUUGUAGGCCUCUAGCAGGAUUGAUAAAUGAUCUGUUAAACACUUUUUUCUCCAUCAGUGUCAUAAAAAACACUUAAUUUAAAAGAGAAAAUGAAGUGAGUCUAAAAGAACCAGAGGACAUGAUUAAUCCUCAUUCUUUUCUUUCCCUUUUUUAUCUUGAUUUGAUGAAUGAAUCCUAUUGUCAGACUUCUCCAAGUGUGCUCAACACUAUAACCUCUGUCAGGUCAAUGGGAAUAAUAAAAAAAAGGGAACAGAGAAAUCUAUGAAAUGACUUUCUUGUAACGGAAGCAGCUUCCAGACCUGCAGUUUUUGAAUUUUGCAGUUCAGAAAUCUCCCUGUUAAAUAUUUAAAUGCUCUGUGCCACUUAGAGGUUGGAGAUGAUUUUACACUCAGUGGACCAACAAAUUAAAAGCAUAUUCACAAAUAGUGGGUCAUUUUGCUCUUGGUUUAUGGGACACGUUCAUCACAACAACUCGGUUUAAAAAAAAAAAAAAAGGCCUCUAAAUCCUUUUUUUCUCUUUUUCAUUCUUUUAAAGUCAUAAGUAGGAUAUUGAAUACCUAGUGGGGGUUUAACAAAGACUUAAGUAAGUAGAGAAAUAAAGUGGAUCUUUUGUUUGAUGGAAAAGCUGACAUGUUAGACUGAUGUGUUUUUUGCCAGCUAGGAAAAGCAAUAAAGACCAGUUUGGAUUUUUUUUUUUUCCUUUUGUUUCUACUGCAUUCAUUGUGACAGCUAUGUUUUUGUUUCCCCAUGACUCCAUAUAUUUAACUAUGGAAAUGCUGAAUUUUGAGGGAUUUGUUCAUGUGUAACUAACUGUCCACUUUUGUACUGUAUUUUUCUUUGAGUGUUAUAUCAGCAUUGUCUGAUUUUUUCCUGUGCCUUUCAUUGAAAAGUUGUAUUUACAACUUUUAGUGGAUUUAAAUAUUAAAAUAAAUGAAGAUAUAUAUAUAUAUAUAUA